This is a messenger RNA of Rhineura floridana, 2378 nucleotides long. It is a transcript of the gene HTRA1, whose product is annotated as HtrA serine peptidase 1. The record is from RefSeq and is a predicted model, not a curated record. Gene Ontology annotation, cellular component: extracellular region. The coding region runs from base 397 to 1857 and encodes 486 amino acids. Gene Ontology annotation, biological process: programmed cell death; proteolysis; positive regulation of apoptotic process. The transcript is spliced from 9 exons. Gene Ontology annotation, molecular function: protein binding; serine-type endopeptidase activity. NCBI's taxonomy places the organism in Eukaryota, Metazoa, Chordata, Lepidosauria, Squamata, Rhineuridae.
UAUAACUUUACGCUCGAGGCUCGCCUUCUCUGAAUUGGAGAAAUGAGUUUACGGCGCAAGCUUGAUGCCUUGCGGCGGCUCCAUGCCUCACUUGGAGCCGCGGCGGUUGUGUAAGCCCGCCACGUUCUCUCCCAGACAGAGCCGCAAACCGAAGGGCCGUUCUCAACGCGCGCAGCAGCUUCUCUUCCCUCCCCAAGCUCCGUUUAAAAGCGACUCUUCCCAUCGUUGCCAGCUGCGUGAGCCAGGCGGGGGCAGGCCCGGCCAAGCCCUCUGCAGUACCGUCAACUCCCGUCUGCGCCCCGCGCUCAUUUCGCUUGCUCAGCGCUGAGCCGCACCGCACUUUUCUGUCGCUGCGCGUUUUGCUCGCUGGGCGCUUCCCACCAUCUGAGCAGAGAGAUGAGGGUGCUCCUGUGGCCGAUGGCACUGAGCUGCUGCCUGUUACUCCUGCGGCUGCCGGACGGCUCGGCUCAGCUCUUCGGGCGGCACUUUGAGGAGCGGGCUUGCCCCGAGCGCUGCGAUCGCGCGCGGUGUCCGGAGCUGCCGGCCGAGUGUGCGGGAAGCGGGGAGGCGUUCGAUUCGUGCGGCUGCUGCGCUGUUUGUGCCGCGCAGGAAGGCGACCCCUGUGGAGGACCGCCUGCCGGGGAGCCGUCGUGCGCUGAGGGGUUGCUCUGCGUGCUAUCGCCCGGCGGGUCCGGCGUGGCAGCCUCGGCCACCGUGCGCAAACGGGCCAAAGGCGGUCGCUGCAUUUGCGCCAGCAACGAGCCCGUGUGCGGCAACGAUGGAAGGAGCUACGGCAAUGUAUGCCAGCUGCGGGCUGCUAGCCGACGCUCUGAGGGCCAGCGCCAGCCGUCCGUCAUUGCCAUCCAGCGGGGCGGCUGUGGUCAGGGCCAGGAAGAUCCCAAUAGCUUGCGGCACAAAUACAACUUUAUUGCUGAUGUGGUAGAGAAGAUAGCUCCGGCUGUGGUUCACAUUGAAUUAUUUCGCAAACUGCCUUUUUCAAAGCGGGAGGUUCCUGUUGCCAGUGGCUCAGGGUUUAUUGUUUCCGAAGAUGGAUUGAUAGUUACAAAUGCCCAUGUCGUUACCAAUAAGAACAGAGUAAAAGUGGAACUGAAGAAUGGUGACACACAUGAAGCUAAAAUUAAAGAUAUUGAUGAGAAAGCAGAUAUUGCACUAAUAAAAAUAGACAACAAGGGGAAGUUGCCAGUCCUCCUGCUUGGACGUUCUGCAGAGCUACGGCCUGGUGAAUUUGUGGUUGCAAUUGGAAGUCCAUUUUCUCUUCAAAAUACAGUGACAACUGGAAUUGUCAGCACCACCCAACGGGGAGGCAAAGAACUGGGACUUAGAAACUCUGACAUGGACUACAUCCAGACAGAUGCAAUUAUCAAUUAUGGAAACUCCGGAGGACCUUUAGUAAACCUGGAUGGUGAAGUGAUUGGUAUUAAUACUCUGAAAGUCACUGCUGGGAUUUCCUUUGCAAUACCAUCGGACAAAAUUAAAAACUUCCUCACUGAGUCGCAUGACCGACAAUCUAAAGGAAAAGCUGUAACUAAGAAGAAAUAUAUUGGCAUACGAAUGAUGUCUCUUACUCCUAGCAAAGCUAAAGAACUGAAGGAGCACCAUAAAGACUUCCCUGAUGUCAUUUCUGGAGCCUAUAUUAUUGAAGUCAUUCCAGAGACACCAGCUGAGGCUGGAGGCCUGCAAGAAAAUGAUGUGAUUAUAAGUAUCAAUGGACAACCAAUAUUCUCAGCCAACGAUGUCAGUGACAUUAUUAAAAAGGACAAUACACUCAGCAUGGUAGUACGUCGGGGCAAUGAAGACAUUAUUUUAACAGUGAUACCUGAUGAAAUUGACCCUUAAGUAGAAACAUGAGCUGGAUUUCAUGUUCUCUGUUAAGAGCGAGCAGUGGACUGUUUAUGUUGUCUCUGUGCUGGUACAGGAAACAGACUUUUGACCAAAAAUCCACAUGUUCAGUGGAACUGUAUUGGCCAAAAAAGUAAUUUUAAUAUAGGCUCGAGGCACAAAACCGAUACAAAGUUCAAGAUGAUACUUCUUUAUGUAUGCUUUGUAUUCUCUACUGGCUGCUCCAUCUGUUACUGUUAUUUCAGUGGUCAGGAUCUGAUCCCUCCUGUACUACAAAUGUAUCACUACCUUGAACCCAAAGUUAAAACCACAGCUAAACCAUACCUUGCAGUAUUUGUUUUUUCUAUCGCUUGAUUCUUCCUAGAAAUAUAGUUGUUAAUAUGAGUGGCAGAUGACUAACAUGUUUGAAAAGAAAUGGAGUCUUGUACACAAACUACCCGAAUGAUCUUUCCUUACUGAAUCCAUGCUGAUUUUUAAAAUACUUAUUUCCUAGUUUAAUUAAAAUAAUUCCAACAGUA